Messenger RNA from Macrosteles quadrilineatus (aster leafhopper), 1093 nucleotides. Its product is annotated as trypsin-like. Bases 23 to 931 code for a protein of 302 amino acids. The transcript has 2 exons. Lineage: Eukaryota; Metazoa; Arthropoda; Insecta; Hemiptera; Cicadellidae. Gene Ontology annotation, biological process: proteolysis. The record is from RefSeq and is a predicted model, not a curated record. Gene Ontology annotation, molecular function: serine-type endopeptidase activity.
ACUUGAGGUAAACAACAACAGAAUGUUCGUGAUCCGUGCGUUGUUUCUCUGCGUAAUUCUCACAUCAUGUCAACGUGUUGCAGCCCAAUACGAGGACAACAACUACGACUUCCCCAGAACAGAAGGAGAGAUCAAGUACGUAGUGGCCAUUACGAGCAGAGCGGGAGUGUGCACUGGCACCAUCAUCAACCAGAACUGGAUCUUGACGGCCGCCCACUGCUUCUUCUUCAAGGGCAAAAUCAUCGGCGAGAAAGACGCCAAAAUCCUCGCUGGUAUCAUCAACUACGACGUUCCGAGGAGCACGACCAAGCAGGAGACGAUGAGUUCCAAGAUAGUCGUCAACCCGCACUUCUGGCUCAACAGGGUCGGCAAGUUUGACGUGGCACUGGUGCGACUGCGGGACCCGUUGGACUUCAACGAGUUCGCGGGCAGCAUCCCCAUCGCGGCGGACGGGUGGCCACAGUCAGAAAACAAGACCGAGGAUUGUAUGUCCGUGGGGUUCGGAGGCUACAGGAGCGCGGCGCCACCCACUAAGGACCUCAAGGUGUGGAAUGUUACUGCGGAACAUGGCGACUCUGCGUGUCCUUGCGCCAGGAGGUUCCAGAACAAGCGACUGGUGUGUGUCAAGGAGCUACUGUACCCACAGGUGUGCAAGGGCGACGACGGCGGACCUCUGGUGUGCGGGUCCGUGGUCAGGGCCAUCUCACACAUGGUCUGGAACACCCUGGCGUGCGAGGACCCCACAUACCCCCUAGAGAAGUGUGUCGGAGGUCCUGUCAAGGGACUGUCCACCUACACUUUCCUCUGUCCUCUCAACUCCUGGAUGCACGAACACGUCGACGACAUACCCGUGACACCGGAGUCUUGCGCGGCCGAUCACCUCUGGACCAAUCGUUUACUUGUGUAUUCCCUCCUGUUGUUAUUGUACUGAUAAUACGUUUAGAGCAUCAAAAACAUACUUUAAUUUCAAUUUUUGAGGCCUUGAGUGGGCCUAGCGAAGAAUGACAAAAUAGAUGUUUACUAAGAAGUCAAGAUUUGUCUUGUAUGAGUAUAAUGGUAAUUUCAACCAUAAAUAAAACAUUUCUUGUUUACA